Messenger RNA from Sebastes umbrosus (honeycomb rockfish), 4528 nucleotides. RefSeq names its product large neutral amino acids transporter small subunit 4-like. Gene Ontology annotation, biological process: neutral amino acid transport; transmembrane transport. Gene Ontology annotation, molecular function: L-amino acid transmembrane transporter activity; neutral L-amino acid transmembrane transporter activity. The record is from RefSeq and is a predicted model, not a curated record. Lineage: Eukaryota; Metazoa; Chordata; Actinopteri; Perciformes; Sebastidae. The coding region runs from base 239 to 1969 and encodes 576 amino acids. The transcript has 15 exons.
GAUGAAGGAUGAAGAGAGGACUAUAGUGAGUCAAACACACCAAACACGCGUCCUACGUGUGAAGUGUCCACAGCUGCUCUGUGUGACUGUCGUCGAGGGACAUUUGGACCUGAGGAGGAGGAUUUGACCGAGGACUGAGCGUCUCUAUUGUCCCCCUUGAAUCCACAGACUCUCAGGCUCCAGCAGCCUCCCUCACUUCCAGUCAGGCCGGUGAAGUGCUGCCUCCGACCCAGCCGAGAUGGCUCCCACGCUGGCCACGGCGUUCGCCCGCCGCUGGUGGAUGGCGGUGACGGCGGUCAUUGAGAACCUGCUUUUCUCUGCCGUGCUGCUGGGCUGGGGAUCCCUGCUCAUCAUGCUGAAGUCUGAGGGAUUCUACUCCUACAUGUGCAAGGGACUGGACAACAGCUCCAGUCUCAACCUCUCCAACAUGUCCACCUCUGAGCCGUCUGAUGAUGAGGAGUACCUGGAGAUGAAUGGCUGGCCCAUCUGCAAAGACCAGGACGAGAUGCUGAACUUGGCCUUCACCGUUGGCUCCUUCCUGCUGUCUGCCAUCACCCUGCCCAUGGGCAUCGUCAUGGACAAAUAUGGUCCAAGGAAGCUACGACUUCUGGGCAGUGCCUGCUUUGCCUUCUCCUGCCUCCUCAUCGCCUACGGUGCCAAUGAUCCCAACAAUCUGUCCAUCCUGAUCUUCUUUGCUUUGGCGAUAAAUGGCUUUGGAGGCAUGUGCAUGACCUUCACUUCUCUGACACUCCCCAACAUGUUUGGAGACCUGAGGUCGACCUUCAUUGCCCUGAUGAUUGGAUCCUACGCCUCCUCCGCUGUCACUUUCCCCGGCAUCAAGGUGAUCUAUGAUCUGGGUGCCACCUUCAUCAUCAUCCUGCUGGUUUGGGCCGCGUGCGCCUGCCUCGUCUUCUUAAACUGCUUCGUCAACUGGCCACUGGAGCCCUUCCCCGGCCCAGAGGACAUGGACUACACGGUGAAGAUCAAGUUCAGCUGGCUGGGCUUUGACCACAAGAUCACAGGGAAGCAGUUUUAUCGGCAGGUGACCACAGUGGGACGCCGCCUCAGCGUCGGCAACUCCAUAAAGCAGCCGAACCAGCCGGGCAGAGACCUGGCCACACAGGAGGCCAACAAGCUGUGCCUGUCCACCGUCGACCUGGAGGUGAAUUGCAAGCCCAAGGAGGAGACCCAGUCCUUCAUGAAGAGUAUCUUCAGUACCAUCUUCUUGCUGAGCCUCAUCACCAUGUGUGUGACCCAGCUGCGCCUCAUCUUCUACAUGGGAGCCAUGAACACCAUCCUGGAGUCCCUGACGGAGGGAGACCUCAGCACAGUGGAGAAGAUGCAAGUGGUGAGCGUUUACACGUCCAUCUUUGGCGUGCUCCAGCUUCUGUGUCUGGUCACCUCUCCUGUGAUCGGCCAAGUCAUGGACUGGAAGCUCAAAGACUGCGAGGACGACAGUGACAAGAGUGGCAAGAGGGAGCCUGGUCAGCCCCGUCGCCCCGACAAACAGAUUCAGAAGAUCGUCAACGCCACCAGAGCCUUCAUCUUCACCAACCUGCUCCUGGUCGGCUUUGGAGCCAUCUGCCUCAUCCCUAACCUGCAACUUCAGAUUCUGUCCUUCAUCCUGCACACUAUUGUCAGAGGCUUCAUCCACUCUGCUGUCGGAGGCCUCUAUGCUGCUGUGUACCCGUCCUCUCAGUUUGGCAGCCUGACCGGCAUGCAGUCUCUGAUCAGCGCUCUGUUCGCCCUGCUCCAGCAGCCUCUCUUCAUGGCUAUGGUUGGACCCCUGGAGGGAGACCCUUUAUGGGUGAACGUGGGCCUGCUGGUGCUGAGCAUGCUGGGAUUCUGCCUCCCCCUCUACCUGCUGUGCCACAGCCGCUACCUCCAGCGCCUCAGAGACGAGCGCGACGAAGACCCCAAGAUCUACGUCAAGAUUAACAACGACAGCAAGCCUGAGGCUUUUGUCUAGACCGGGAGUGAGAGCGGAGAGAACGAUGAUCUUUUAAAAAACGGAGAGUACAAGCUACAAUGAAAAAGAGAAGAAGAGAGGGGAGAGGAGAGAGUGGCGGAGGCCACCUCUCUCGGUUCGUCUGCAUUCAGACGACUCACAGAUCCCUCACAUUCCCAUAAACACGCUUUCACUUUCACACCGUGUUACUGCCAAUCUGGUCAAUAUGACAAUACACCACUGUGACACCCAGUCUCACCCUCUCUGAUACUAUACACUGUGAGAAACCUGACACACACACACACACACACACACACACGCACACACACACACACACACACACACACAUGGAGCAAUCCCACUCCAUCGACAUUGCAUCUCUGAACUGAGAAGAAAAAAGACUAAUGGGAGAAAGAAGCAAUGGCGGACUUUUUUUUUUUAUAUCUCCCCAAAUGACUCCACUACACAUCUUUUCUUCACUUGACAUUUUUAUUUCUCGCUGUUCCGUCUGUCGGUGACGGUUGACUGGUUCAACCUCUGCCAGUCCAACUUAAAAAAACACAGAAGAAGAAGAUGCCAGCCAAUGGAAAGCCACAGUGAGGAGAUUUCAGAGGAGACCUCACAGAAACUGACUGUACCGCAGUAACCAUGACGACCUUUGCUUUUUGAUCGGUCCAGGUUUGUCACCCGGUAAGCUGUCAUCUCUCUCAGACAGUGUUUAACGGGGCUGCUUGGUUUCUGUCUUAGUUUUGAGGACUUAACACAAGUGGCAGCCUUGAUCAUGGCAUCUCUGCUUCCUCUUGUGCUCGAGGGCAUUAACUGAAUCCACAGACAGCAGUAUUGGUAGCAUUACAGAUCACAGUACGAUGGCUUUUUAAUCACGAUGCACAGAUAAUGUUAGUGAAGAAAACACGGCAGCAGCAUCUCUGCGUGUGUGUGUUACAUAAUGCAAUGUGAGAAAAACUGCUUUCUGGGGUCAGAUAGACGACACUGCAUGAUGCCAGAGACAAUGCUGGUCCUAUUUCACUCAGUCACUAGUUCAGGAAGACACCUUUUUUUGUUUUUUUGUUUUGCUCAUGAAUUCCUUUUGUGUGUUUGAAAUAUGUUUUUUUUUUCUCCUCAAAUGUAUUUACUUGCAAUAUGAAUCGCAGAUACGUUGUUGAAUCUUCGCUCCCCAUACAUGAUCUGGAGAAGGAAAUGUGUUUAGAGUAGGUAGACGGAGACGAAGACGUUAGAUGCGGUGUGUUUUUAAAGGUCAGAGUGGCGUGGAGUAGUGUCCGCUCGCUAAAACAUUUGGAGUCUUGAUUCGUUGUAGCAAUAAGUGCUUCUGUGAGGUGCUGGGGAACACACACUCACACACAGACAGGAUAACGUGUACAUUUUAUGAACUGUAUUUCUAAAUCGAAAAGGUGCUAGUUGAAUCACAGAAAUGUGUUUUUUUUUUGCAUUUUGAUUUAAAGUGGCUUUAAAGGUCAUUUUACCACAAAGGCAGCAAAUUGCCACCAAAUUAUUCACAAGAGCUGUUACUUUAUUCAGUGGAUUCCAAAGAAUCAGUCAGGUUCAAAUGACCACUUUGCUCUUGGUUUGUUUAUCGGUUUUGUGGUAAUUCUGCACGGUAACACAACGUGCAACUACAGCAGCAGCUCUGGGAAACUUGAAUUCACCUCUUUACAGACAUUAAGGGAGAUUUACUUGGCAGCAGGCUGAUAGAGACGCACUCCUGCAGCUUCUGAAAAAAGUGAAGCGUCAUGAGACUCAACACAGACAAUAAGGAGUCUUUGUCUUUGAAAGGAAAAGCACAGGAGUGUGUACAUAAUAAUAGCCGUUUGAUUCAGCCUGCUGUCUUCAGAUGCCAUACAGAGAAAGCUCCUCAGAUAUUUCCUGCCUGGCAGUAACUCACAGAGGCACUUCCAAAGACAGCCAUGACCCUCAGAGUGCCUCUCUAUGUGUACAGAAGACAGGAGGAGUGGAUCCAGGCAGGAUGUGGCGCACCCAGUCCCUCUCUCCCUCCCUCCAUCUAUCCAUCCAUCCAUCUAUCACUUUCAUCCACCCAUCCGUCCGCAAACACGCCUUGAAAUGUUUACCGAUGACAGGUGACAGGAGCUGAGAGACGAGCCUCCGCCGCCAUCAGGUGCUCCCAAAUGAAACGAAUGGCACACGACGCACUUUAGACCUCUAGAAACGGACCUCAGUCAUGUCAUUUCUGCCCACACUGUAUCGUACACCCAGUGCAUGGCUGCUUACUAGCGGUGCAUGAUGCAAAGAAUGUAUACUCAAGAGCUUAGAUUUUUAAUUCAGGACACGGGAACCGAAAGAUGCUGUUAUUUUUUUAUAAUCAUAGAUUCAAAAAAGAAAACUAUUGCUUCACAUUAUAUCGCCUUUAUGUGCACGGACAGCGUGGCAGAGUCUAGUCUCUCAGUUCAGGAGCUGUCAUACGCGUGGACAUACCAAUCAGAUGUUAGGCAAAGAAAGUCAUUGUUACUUCAUUGCAUGAGUUUGAGGAAAAGAGAAUUAUAUGGAGUAAAAUUGGCAGUGAUUAUUUAAAUGUGUUUAGUUAGAUGACAAAUGUGAAGAUAGUGG